UCAGGAUGGCUGUCGGUGUGGGAGGAGCCGAUUGAGGACGACAACUUAGCCUGAGGCUAAACUCGUCCUGCUAUCGGCAGAUUCGGAGGAUAAAAAUCGCGGAAUUCGCCGUCCCCUUUUGACCGACAACGGUUGCUUUUCAUCACCUCGUCGAAUAGAGGGACGCCAGCCCAGGAUGAACGGCGACUCAGGUGCCGGCGUGGUGACGGCCCACCCUCUCGCCAGCGCCCCUCAUAAGGAGCGCUACUUCGACCGGGUGGACGAGAGCAGCCCAGAGUACCAACGCGAGAGGAACAUGGCGCCCGACCUGCGGCAGGACUUCAACAUGAUGGAGCAGAAGAAGCGGGUGUCUGUGAUCCUGCAGAGCCCGGCGUUCUGCGAUGAGCUGGAGACUAUGAUCCAGGAUCAGCUGAAGAAGGGCAAGACGCCCACCAGCCUCUUGGCUCUGCAGCAGAUCGCUGACUUUAUGACGACCAGCAUGCCUUCCAUGUAUCCCGCUGCACCACAGGGGGGCAUGGCGGCACUCAACAUGAGUUUGGGAAUGGUGACUCCGGUGAAUGAUUUGCGUGGUUCGGACUCCAUCUCAUAUGACAAAGGCGAGAAGCUGCUUCGUUGCAAACUGGCGGCGUGCUAUCGGCUCACCGACUUGUUUGGCUGGUCGCAGCUCAUCUACAAUCAUCUGACAGUUAGGGUGAACUCCGACCAGGACCGCUUCCUCAUCGUCCCUUUUGGGCUCCUGUACAGUGAAGUCACUGCGUCCAGCCUUGUGAAGAUAGACCUUCGAGGUGAGGUUGUGGACCGGGGAAGCACCAACCUCGGCAUCAACCAGGCCGGCUUCAACCUCCACUCUGCCAUCUACGCGUCCCGGCCUGACAUCAAGUGCAUUAUCCAUAUACACACGUCUGCAGGGGCGGCCGUGUCGGCCAUGAAAUGCGGCCUGUUGCCCAUCUCCCCAGAGGCUUUGUCCCUUGGAGAAGUGACCUACCAUGACUACCAAGGCAUACUGGUGGAUGACGAAGAAAUCGCACUCAUCCAGAAGAACCUGGGCCCAAAAAGCAAGGUGCUCAUCUUGAGGAACCAUGGGUUGGUGACUAUGGGUGAAACAAUCGAGGAAGCUUACUAUUACACCCACAACCUGGUCAACGCCUGUGAGAUUCAGGUGCGAACACUGGCCAGCGCUGGAGGACCUGAUAAUUUGGUCAUGCUCGACCCGGGAAAGUACAAGUCCCGUCCUCGUGUUCCCGAGCCUGCCGGCGAAGGCUCCUCCGCACAACCCAAGUGGCAAGUCGGGGAGCAAGAGUUUGAGGCUCUCAUGAGAAUGCUGGACAACCUGGGCUACAGGACCGGCUACCCUUACCGCUGUCCGGCACUGCGGGACAAAGGUAAAAAGUACAGUGACGUGGAGAACGCUCACUCUGGUUAUACUUACGGGGAGGACAGUGACUCGGGCGCGCGCUCCCCGCUGAAACACAGCUUCCAGCGCGGCCAGCAUGACAAGACCCGCUGGCUCAAUGCCGGCUCUCGGCCCGACGAGCCCUACGAGGACGGGCCUGACGGUGGCAGCCCCAAGUCCAAGCCUAAGGUGUGGACGAACAUAACACACGAUCACGUGAAACCCUUGCUGCAGUCUCUCUCGUCCGGUGUCUGCGUGCCAAGCUGUAUAACCAACUGCUUGUGGACUAAAGAAGACGGAAUGCGACAAGCUGCUGUCGCCAAUCAGUUCAUCCCGUUGAACACCAAUCCCAAAGAAGUCCUGGAGAUGAGGAAUAAGAUCCGUGAGCAGAAUCUGCAGGACAUUAAGACUGCAGGACCUCAGUCUCAGGUUCUGUGUGUUGGAUCGGUGGGGGAUCGCAGCUUUCACCAGGACGUCCCUCUGUCUGACUGUACAGACGCUAUUGACGGCCUUGAUGCCCCAGAGGGGUCCUAUAGUCCUGCUAGAUCAAUUAGAAAGGGGGAGCUAGUGACCGCAUCCAAGGCCAUCAUUGAAAAGGAGUACCAACCCAAGGUGAUUGUCAGCAAGCAGGGCCCCAACCCCUUCAACAAGCUCACUGACCAGGAGCUGGAUGAGUAUCGCAGGGAAGUGGAGCAGAAACAGAAAGGCACCGAAGCCUCAGAUCCCACUCCUCUGCCCACUGCAACCGACGGAGGCCCUGAGCAGGGCCCCUCGACCCUGGACCUUGCAGAUGAGGUCUUCUGUGACUCCCCCCACAAGGAGUUCCACUGUGCCGUGCUGCGAGCCCUCAGCAAGGAGCCAGUAGGGGCAGGUCAUGCUCCAGAUCAAGAGCAACCAGAGGAGGAGGAGGAGGAGGAGGUGAAGGCUAAAGACCCAAAGGCCGCCUCUACACCCCCCAGCACCCCAGUUCGAGCAGAGGAAGAGACCUUACCAGAGCCCACCUUUAAGGACGAGAGCGACGCCGCCACCCUGAGACAGACUCUGCCGGAUUUGACCCCAGACGACCCUUCUGACGCUCCAGCACUUCCCGCUGAAGACUUCGCCCCCUCCCCAGCCCCCACAACCACUGAGCCCGCCCCUGCUGCAGAAGCCGCCGUUGAUGGCGAGGAACCCGGCGACGCCGGCGAGCAGGAGGGGGAGGAGUCUCCCAGCAAAUCGCCUUCCAAAAAGAAGAAGAAGUUCCGUACACCUUCUUUCCUGAAGAAGAACAAGAAGAAAUCAGAGUCGUGAAUGAACCUGCCAUUUCUUCCUAGUUCUUUUUAGCUGUUCUGGAUGGAUGUACCCCCCACCCCCUUACAGCCAUGUUCCUUUUCUUAGCCCGUGCCAACCUUCCAUACAUUUAGUUUCCCUCAUGAGAAGCUUUUAGCAGCGAUCGAGUCAUACCUCCUGUUUUGUCCACUCUGCUGGCCCCCAUGCAUGCCCCCCCUUCUGUUAUUGUGGGGCUUUUAAAGAUAUUAUUAGAAUGUAUGGGGAUUGUAUAACAAUAUGAAAGUGUCUUUUAAAAAGCAAAAAAAGUGGUUGCAGAAAGGAAUAACAUGUACGCUCUCUUUAAGAGAAUUAGAAAUUGCAAGCGUCUGCAAAUGUCUGAGUAAAUUAUGCAAUGCUUUAAUAAUGGGAGCUCCGGUAAUUUGAAGAUGCAGAGGGAGACACCCCGGGAAGCGUCCAAAGGAUCUAAUGGUUGCUUGACUAGGAAGGAAUGUGUAAACGCUUACCUUUUUUUUUCUUCUUGGAUUCAUUCUUUGGUUUGUUUUCAUUUUCCUUCUGAAAGAAAUGGGCAACAAUGCUUUAUUUAGUGUUUUUUUCACAUUGUAGACGAGCCACCCCCACCCACUUCUUAUGCAUUUGCUUUUAGCUUUAGUACCACAGACCUAACACGUCCACUGUUACCACUCGGCCAUCUUUUAUCACCCCAGAUCUCUUCUGUAACACCCCUCUUUUAUUGCUUUUGCCAUUAUUGUGACAUAUGGCACCGCGCUGUAGGUGGCAGGGCAUUAAUACAAUGGCCUAAUAUAUAUGCUUAUUUUUUUCUGCCUGAACCACUUCCAAGUAAAUGUCUCAUGUUAUUGUCUACUGAUGUACUACUUCCACUUUUUCUUUUUUACAACCAUAAAUAAAUAUGCUAUGUUGAAAAU
Molecule: messenger RNA, 3585 nt
Organism: Doryrhamphus excisus (bluestripe pipefish)
Lineage: Eukaryota; Metazoa; Chordata; Actinopteri; Syngnathiformes; Syngnathidae
Gene: add1
Product: adducin 1 (alpha)
Biological process (GO): positive regulation of establishment of endothelial barrier; positive regulation of adherens junction organization; barbed-end actin filament capping
Cellular component (GO): adherens junction; cytoskeleton; focal adhesion
Molecular function (GO): actin filament binding
Source: RefSeq, a predicted model, not a curated record